Moneuplotes crassus is the source of this 1269-nucleotide messenger RNA. The record is from the annotation of a GenBank genome assembly. NCBI's taxonomy places the organism in Eukaryota, Ciliophora, Spirotrichea, Euplotida, Euplotidae.
AUGCUACUCAGGAGAGGAAUUUUAAGAAAUGGAAUAGGAGGAAAUCUGGUGAAAAGACACUUUUCAACGAAGAACUAUGUCACUAAGGAUGCAACUAGGUUCGUGAAGGAUGGCAAGAGGAUCCAAGUUGGUAUCUGGCUGUUAGGAACAAGCUUCUGUGUGUUUGCAUUGACUACGAGAGGAGGAUAUACUCGGAAUAUGAGGUUCGGGAUUCCUACGAUUCAGUGGAAAGGUAGCGGAAACACCCCGAAAACUGAUGAACAAUGGGAAGAGAAGUAUGAAGAGUUUAAGAAAUAUCCAGAGUAUACCGCUAGAGGCAAACCUACCACUCUUGAGCAAUUUAAACAAGCUUGGAUAUUGAAUAAAGCUGGCAUGAUCUUUGGUCCAGGAGCUUUUCUCGGCCAUGCAUUACCAAUGGCUUACUUUUUGGCCAGAGGAUAUUUCAAAGGACCAAUGAAAAAGUUCUGUGCGAUCUACACUGGUCUUGUUGCAUCUAUUGGAUUCCAAGGAAUGUACAUGGAUAAGAAAAGGCCAGGUGCAGUAGAAGGUGCACCAACUCCAGCUAAAGAUAAGCAUCAAAAAGCGAUUCACUACACUCUUAUAGGAGCUUAUUUUGGAUACGGGUUCUGGAUGGCACUAAAUAUGUUAAGGGGCUCACCCGAUCAUAUUAAAAGACUUGAUAGAUUCUUUGCUUAUAAUUCCUUAAGGAAGCACAUGACUUUUUCAACUCAUUUCUUCUUUACCUUGGUGCUCUUGUCUGGAUUUUUGACUGCAGGAACCGGAAGUGGAAGAAGUAUCACAACGUAUCCAAAAGUUGGAGAUAAGUGGGCUCCUGCGAUGUCAGAUCUUGAUCAAGACUCUUCGUUCUUGGAGAAUAUCUUAAACAACAACAAACUAAUCCAAUUCAAUCACAGAACAUUAGGAUUGAUCAUGACUGGAGUUGUUGGUAUUCAAUGGGUUCUCUUGAUGAGGACCAAACUAGGAUUUAUGGGCAAACUUGGGUUAACUACACUUUUUGCUCUACUUCUUGGUCAACUACAUAUCGGAAGCUACAUGGUAACUCAUGGAAUGCAACCAGAAAACACCAUGACUCAUGCUGGAAAUGGGUAUUUAAUUUUUGCAACUAUUUUAUACCUAAUGCAUCUCUGCAGAAAGCCAAAUCCUGCUGUUAUUAAAAAGAUUGCUGCUCAAUUCAAAGAAAGAAAUCCUGGAAAAUAUGAGGCUUUCACAAAAAGAUAUGCCUAUGAAAUGUCUAAAGUCCCAAAAUAG